CAUUCUGCUCGCUCUUGAGAAUAGAAGGGGAGCUCCAACCCUUCUGCGAACGGCUGCCAGCCUGCCUGCCCGCCAAGCUAAACAGAAUCAUUCUAUUACUUUUACGCCGGACGAGAAAACCCUUCUGCGGCAUUUUUACUCCUUCCUCGAGAAGGGAAGCAUCACGUCGGGCGGCAGACGUUUCCAGUGCCCGGAAACUCGCCUCUUCCUGCCUGAACGCAAGACGACCUUCCCGCUGGAGUGCGCGAAGGGCUUCCUGCCCCUUUGACCCACCGAGCCGGGCAGGUGAUUUUCGAAGGGAGAGGGCUGGCGCGGAGGGAGCGAAGGGGCCGGUUCUGAGCUGGAGGGACGCUUGAACAUUACCCUCGAAGUCCGUGACUCUUUCCUCCAAGGAUACAGCCAUGGGAGCCUUUAUCUCCGGCAACUAACUUGGGGAAGAACUCAGGAAGAUGAUGGGUAACUCGGAGAGCAUGGAAUCUACCCAACUCGUCCUUCCGAAGCACAUUCUGGACAUUUGGGCCAUUGUCUUAAUCAUCCUGGGUACCAUUGUCAUCAUGACUUUACUAGUAUUGUGCCCAGCAACAACGGUGAUUAUUUAUAGGGUUUGGACACACCCUAUGCAUCAUAAUGGUGCCGAGUGAUGGCCCCCUUUGUCGCUGUUUGAACUCUGCUUUUGAGGAACACAGGCUAAAUGCAAUAGGAAAAGCAGCCGAAUUAUCUGGCAGUUUUCAAGAUUAGGUUGAGCCCUGAACAGGCAUUAGUAAAUUGUCAGCAAAGAUAUGGUAGCAACACAUCUGCUCUCAGCAUGUGAUAAGAAGGCUACAGCUCACAAAAAGUAUCUUUUGAGUGCCUGGUUAUCUAUUUGGCUUAUGUCCACAGAACAUUACAUCCUGGACUUUAUCCCCACUUGUGGAAUGGGCUAAACUGCUACAGAAUUCCAGAUCCUUCCAGUUUUGAUUUCUGGUCUGUGUACUUCAUUCAAAAUGAGCCUUCGUGUUUACCAAGCAAACUAUUCCAGGGAACAAGGAGAUGGCAGAAUCACAGUGCUGUAGAGGACACCUUUAGUAAAAUUUAAAUUGUGGCUGCUUUGCAUAAACAAUUUACUUUAUCUGAUCUAGACAAUCUUCAUUCCACACAAAUCAGAUGAGAUGAAGAGCUAGAAGUCUUGGCUAAUAAAUUUGCGGUCCAUCUUUUCUCCCAGUACCCUCUGUUUCCAGCAGCACCUGUUAAAGAGGAUUAAAAGGGAGAAAUGAGAAGUCAGCAGAUAAGUGACUUGUGGAAAUCAUAUUUGGUAUCUACUGCAGUUGAACACUACAUUCAUAAUGGGAGGUUUAUUUUAAAGAAAUUAAAUGAACAUAAUAUAGGGAAAGAGAAGGGAGAGGCUAAGAUUCUAGAAAAAAUACUUUACUGUCAGGGAUUGGUGUAGGAUGUGACCAUGAGAAAAUAAAAUUAAAAAAACCUUUCCAUUUGUGAAGCUAGAUUUCAUGAUAGGAAGGUCUAUCUCAAAACAUAUUUUACAGUCAUUGUGCUAUACAAGUAGUAGUAUGAUGGAGGGUUUAUUAUUAUUAUUUUAAGGAGAUUGAUUUCAGUCAUCAAACCUUUUAAAAAUAUGUUCUCUUUUUAGUAAUUGGCUUCUUAGAAAUGCCACAGUAGCUUCCUUCAAAUGGUUGAAACAAAAUCAUUCAGAUUUCUUGGGGACAGCCAGUACACAUUUCAUUUACCUAAUAAUUUGCAUUUUCAAGGACCAGGCAAUGUAAUGCCCUUUCUUUUUCUCCCAUAGUUAACCCUGUCAGGAAUGAACACAUUCAAGUCACACUUGUUUUCCAUUCCCUUGUUCAGUAGAGCUGGUAGUGUCUCAUCUGCAGAGGCUAUUAGACCUCUUAAGAUCUACAGAGAACAGAAAAAUGUAGCAGGGAUUUUGGUUCAGGUCUUGAAAUGUUUUGGUAGGUGAAAAAUACUGCAGCGUUUAAUAAAUGACACAAUCAAUACUCAUAUACAUACCAACUGACACUGAAUUCAUUUCCGGUCAACAUACCAUGAGAAAAUUGUUAUAUUAAAUUACAGUAUUAUACAAUGCCGUGUAAAUAAACUGUAUUGGUGCCUGA
Messenger RNA from Thamnophis sirtalis, 2105 nucleotides. RefSeq names its product small integral membrane protein 3 (gene SMIM3). The record is from RefSeq and is a predicted model, not a curated record. NCBI's taxonomy places the organism in Eukaryota, Metazoa, Chordata, Lepidosauria, Squamata, Natricidae.